UGCCGCGUGCAGGACGGCGGCCCCCGCACAGCCUGCCUGUUGCGCGCGCGCUUUGUUUGGAAGAAGAAAAAAAAACUACAGAGAAGGAAGCGCGUGCAGCAAAUGACAAGCUCCUCGUGCAGCAGACAGUCGCCCUGUUACAGAGGAACAGAAGAAGAAGAAGGAUGAAGUAAUAAAAUCAGAGAAGCACUUUUCUUCUUCUGGAGUUUGUGCGGUGCGUGAUGCGGCGGCCGGAGCGGAAAAUAUCACGGAUUUUUUAAAACACGCUCUCGUGCGUGACUCUGUUGGAGCUCAGGAUGACGACCACUGCCAUGGACACAAACAAUAACAACAACAACAACAACAACAACACCACAGGAGGUGUGAUCUCCUACGUGGGUUCUUGUGGAGGCUCUCCGACCCGGACCAGUCCAGUCUCCAUGUACAGCGAGAACUCCGACUCCCAGCCCGCCUUCUCCUCCUCUUUAACGCCCUCCUUCCUCAGCAGCAGCAGCAGCUCCAGCUCAGGCUCUGCAGGAGAAGAUGGCUCCUCCUCAGCAGGAGGUUCGCCUCGAGGCCGAGACGACGGAGGCUCCCUGAGGGCGUCGCCCAGCAAGUCUGUGGCCAGCCUCACCAAGCUGAACAGCAUGGUGUUGCUGUGUAAGGUUUGUGGUGACGUGGCCUCAGGUUUCCAUUACGGAGUUCACGCCUGUGAGGGCUGCAAGGGUUUCUUCCGCCGCAGCAUCCAGCAGAACAUCCAGUACAAGAAGUGUGUGAAGAACGAGAGCUGCACCAUCAUGAGGAUCAACAGGAACCGCUGCCAGCAGUGCCGCUUCAGGAAGUGCCUGUCUGUGGGCAUGAGCCGCGACGCGGUUCGUUUCGGUCGGAUCCCGAAGCGUGAGAAGCAGAGGAUGUUGGCGGAGAUGCAGAGCGCCAUGAACAACAUGGUCAACAACCAGCUGCAGAACGACUUCCAGCUCGCCAGCCUCUCCUCCUCCUCCUCCUCCUCUUCCUCCUCCUCUCCAUGCCCGGGGGCCACCAUCGCCCUCGCCCCCCAGCCUCCGGCCCUGCCCCUCACCCCAUCCUCCCCCUCUCCUCCUGCCCCAGCCUCCUCCUCCACGCCCCCUCCUCUUCCUCCUCCUCCCUGUCUUAGCCCCUCCCCCCUCCUCCUCCUCUUCCUCCUCCCCCCCCCCAGCCCCGGGUUGGACUCCACCAUCAGUGCCAUCGCCCGCGCUCACCGUGAGACCUUCCUGUACGCUCACGACAAGCUGGCCAAUCCCCACGCGCCACCUCAGCAGCAGAAUAACCACGCCCACCUCAACGGGGAGGCGGAGCCCUGGGGGCCCAACCGCUGCCCCAACGGAUACCACGCCAACAGCCUCAACACCAUCUUUCACCAUAACAACAACCUGGGGUCGGGACGCCACCUGCCGCUGGACAGCAGCCAAAACGCCACGCAGAAUCACCACGUCAACGGGAGGCGGAGCCUGCAUAACAGUAACUUGAUUGGAGGAGACGGGCUCGCCGAUCAUGUGACCCAGGUGCAGAAGUGUCCGAUGAAGAACCACACAAGGAUUCUGCUGGCCUGUCCAAUGAACAUGCAGCCUCAGGCCGACCCCUCCAGGACCCCCCAGCAGAUCUGGGAGGACUUCUCACUGUCCUUCACCCCCGCCGUCAAGGAGGUCGUAGAGUUCGCCAAACAUAUCCCAGGAUUCAGUUCUCUGUCCCAGAACGACCAGGUCACGCUGCUGAAGGCCGGCACCUUUGAGGUGCUGAUGGUGCGCUUUGCGUCCCUGUUCAACGUGAAGGAACAGACGGUGACCUUCAUCUCCGGUGCCACCUACAGCCUGGAGGAGCUGAGGGCGAUGGGGAUGAGUGAGCUGUUGGGAGCCAUGUUUGACUUCAGCCACAAACUGGCGGCGCUGGAGCUGAGCACCCAGGAGCUGGGCCUGUUCACCGCCGUGGUGCUGGUGUCAGCAGACCGGUCCGGUAUCGAGAAUGUGGCGUCGGUGGAGCAGCUCCAGGAGAACCUGAUCAGAGCGCUGCGGACACUGAUCAGCAAGAUGGCCGUUGCCCCCGGCAACAACCAUCACAACGUGGAGUCGCCACGCUUCACCAAAUUGCUGCUGAAGCUGCCCGACCUGCGGACGCUCAACAACAUGCACUCCGAGAAGCUGCUGUCCUUCCGCAUCGACGCCUGAUGACCUCACCGGUGAUGUCACUGGUGACGUCUCCGCUCAGACUCAGACCUGCGCUUCACUUCCUGUGGUCGCCGGUGCUAAUAAUGAUAUACGAUGGCAUAUCACGUGGUGCUCUCCAUCUUCGCCAUGACGUCAUCAUCGUCCUAAAGUGUUUGAUAAUGAUGUCAUCGCGAGCCACUCGGCCAACAUGUGACACAGUGAUGAUGUCAUCAGCAGAACUCACCACCAAAAUAAGAGUCUGCAGCCGACCGAGUUAAAGAUCAGUCCGACUUUUUAAGAAUGCUCAUUAAGAGAAUCCAGCACAAAGUGGUUAGCCUAGCUUAGCACAAAGACUGGAAUCAGGGGUGCUAAGCUAGGCUAACAGUUUCCCCCUGCUUCCAGUCUUUGUGCUAAGCUAGGCUAACAGUUUCCCCCUGCUUCCAGGCUUUGUGCUAAGCUAGGCUAAACACGUCCGAGAACAAGAGGACUUUUAAAAUGUCGGACUCUUCCGGUACAAACGUUUCCAGGAGAAAGGGCACAUCCAGAACUUCCAAGCGCCAUGCUGACCUCCUGGAUCCACCAACACCAGCCAAUCACGUGAAGGAAGAGCAGAGACGGACAGCUCCACUGACCAAUGAGACGCAGGAGAAGGGGCGAUGUGUUUAAGUACAAUCAGAAAAUGCUGCGCGAAGCCUCAGUCGUCUCUAACGAACUCGAUGCAGCAGAUAUGCUGUGUGAAACUGUAAAUAAAUAAAUAUCCAGUUAAGCUUGAACUGUUUGAAGAACUGUGUUUGACCUGAAGAUAUAUUAUACACCUAUAUUUUUUGUUAAUAUGAAUAAAUGCCUGUGCAAAUAUUAUGACCGUAGGUAAAAGGUUGAGUAUGAAAAGCAUAUAAUGGACACGAUAAUGUUUGUAUUUUAAUCUGUUUAAUGUUGUAAAGAUGUUAUAAAUAUAUAUAUAAAUAUAAACACACA
This is a messenger RNA of Micropterus salmoides (largemouth bass), 3134 nucleotides long. It is a transcript of the gene nr1d1, whose product is annotated as nuclear receptor subfamily 1, group d, member 1. The record is from RefSeq and is a predicted model, not a curated record. Gene Ontology annotation, molecular function: RNA polymerase II cis-regulatory region sequence-specific DNA binding; zinc ion binding; nuclear receptor activity. Gene Ontology annotation, biological process: cell differentiation; negative regulation of transcription by RNA polymerase II; positive regulation of transcription by RNA polymerase II. NCBI's taxonomy places the organism in Eukaryota, Metazoa, Chordata, Actinopteri, Centrarchiformes, Centrarchidae.